AUGGUCGACCAUUCGACAUUUCGUUACUUUUUGGAGAAGCGUUAUGGCACGGAUCCAGGAGGAUGUCGGCAGUUCUGGCACUUUUUGGUGGACAAAACCGAGCCAUUACGCGUACCUGAGAAGGCGCCUCUCUGUCCGUUCGUUGGUGAUCUAGGUAAUGUGGUGACUGAUGCCAACGGUAGGGCUCUUAUUAAUUUUACCGACAAACGAAUCGCCCUCGAUAAUGAGCGCAAUAUCAUCGGACGCUCACUCGUUGUGCACGCCGAUCCUGACGAUCUCGGAAAGUGUGGAAAUGAGUUGUCCUCGAGCACCGGAAAUGCUGGCGCACAGGUCGCCUGCGCCGUUAUUGGCCAUGCUGCACCCUUGUGA
Varroa destructor (honeybee mite) is the source of this 369-nucleotide messenger RNA. RefSeq lists its product as uncharacterized. Lineage: Eukaryota; Metazoa; Arthropoda; Arachnida; Mesostigmata; Varroidae. Gene Ontology annotation, biological process: superoxide metabolic process. The record is from RefSeq and is a predicted model, not a curated record. Gene Ontology annotation, molecular function: copper ion binding.